Molecule: messenger RNA, 2334 nt
Organism: Arabis nemorensis
Lineage: Eukaryota; Viridiplantae; Streptophyta; Magnoliopsida; Brassicales; Brassicaceae
Source: the annotation of a GenBank genome assembly
AUGGCGGAAUCGUCUUCUUCGCCGUCGCCUACGGAGGAGAUCGUUCGGUUGAUCAAACGGCUAAGCGCUUACGUUGCUUUCAAGAUGUCUAGCCUCUUCUCUACAUCUACUAUUCGCAAGCUGGAUUCAAGAUCUAUUGGUGCUAUUGCGGGGCUUGCAAUUGCGGUGAUUUUCACAUGGAGGGCGAUAAGAACACCUAGAGAGCGUCAAAGAAGGCAGCCGAAACGCAGGAUUCAAUCGGCUGAAUCCUCAAGUGCUGCUGCUCAGUCAAGUCUAACUUCGAUCCCUCCCGAAGUUUCUUUUUCUCACGAGGAUACCGCGGCGCAGGAUGUCGUUGAUCAGUUUUUUCAACCUGUGAAGCCUACCCUGGGGCAGAUAGUUAGGCAGAAGCUUAGUGAAGGAAGGAAGGUAACGUGUCGUCUUCUUGGAGUCAUUCUUGAAGAAUCAAGUCCAGAAGAACUCCAAAAACAAGUAACAGUGAGGUCAUCAGUUCUGGAAGUUCUCUUAGAGAUUACAAAGUAUUGUGAUUUAUAUCUCAUGGAAAGAGUUCUUGACGAUGAAAGCGAAGCCAAAGUUCUACAGGCUUUAGAGAGUGCAGGCAUUUUCACAUCUGGUGGUUUGGUCAAAGAUAAGGUCCUCUUUUGUAGUACAGAGAUCGGAAGAACUUCCUUUGUUAGACAGCUCGAACCUGAUUGGCAUAUCGAUACAAACCCAGAGAUCAGCACACAACUAGCUAGGUUCAUCAAAUAUCAGCUUCAUGUAUCUGCAGUGAAACCCGAGCGAACUGCUCCAAACGUUUUCACCUCGCAGUCUAUAGAACAAAGCAAAGCAUCAUCGCCUGAGAAACUCACCGGCGCUCGAAUGGAUUCUGUUUCCGAAAUCAACGAUAAUCUCUCCGUUGAAGUCUCUGCUCUUCUUGCUCCUCUUCCAAGUCUCCAACUUCAGGCACUUUCUCUCUCUCUCUCUUGCAGACGAAAUAUAGAUUCACGUGAGUAUUUCAAACAGCUUAUAACCAGUAGAAGUUGCAAUGGAAUUGAAGUCAAACAGAAUCUCAGCAAUGGAAAAGGUGUCUAUGCCAAUUCUGAGUUUCAGGAAGAUGAACUCAUUUUGAAGGAUCAGAUUCUUGUUGGUAUUCAACAUUCAUCCAACAAGGUGGACUGCUUGGUUUGCAGUUUUUGUUUCCUGUUCAUUGGAUCGGUAGAAAAACAAAUCGGGAGGAAACUUUAUUUUAAGAACAUGGGUCUUUCUGGCUGUUGUGACGGCGAUUCAUCUGAAAGCGAAGAAGAUGGUUGCGUGAAGUACAACGGAAAGCAGGAACAAUGUGGUGCUAGCAGUUCAAAUCAUAAGUCUCUUCCACAAGAAGUUGUUAGUUCUCUGAUGAAUGGUGAAAUGGCCUUGCCGUAUACUGAUAAGUUUCCUUUGCCUUCUCCUCUUUCGUGUCCCGGAAGAUGUCAGGAGGCUUUCUACUGUAGUGAAUCAUGCGCACAGAAAGACUGGGAAACUUCUCAUUCUUUACUUUGCACUGGUGAGAGGUCUGAAUCAAUAUCUAGAGAGGCUCUUGGCGAGUUUAUACAACAUGCUAACGAUACAAAUGAUAUUUUUCUCCUGGCUGCCAAGGCGAUUGCCUUUACCAUUUUAAAGUACAGGAAAUUGAAAGCAGAAUAUUUGAAUAAACAAGCGAAACAGAGUGUGCCAAAGCAGUUGCUGCUCUUGGAGGCAUGGAAACCAGUAUCUAUUGGAUACAAAAGAAGGUGGUGGGACUGCAUCGCGUUGCCAGAUGAUGUUGAUCCUUCUGAUGAAGGAGCCUUCAGGAUGCAGAUAAAGGAUCUUGCAUGUACUUCCUUGGAGCUCCUGAAGGCAGCCAUAUUUGACAAAGAAUGUGAAGCCCUUUUCUCGCUUGAUAUCUAUGGAAAUAUCAUCGGCAUGUUUGAGCUGAAUAACCUAGACUUGGUGGUAGCAUCACCAGUAGAGGACUAUUUCUUGUAUAUCGAUGAUCUUCCAGAUGCAGAGAAGGAAGAAGCUGAGGAAAUCACAAGACCGUUUCUAGAUGCUCUUGGUGAUGAGUAUUCAGACUGUUGCCAAGGAACGGCUUUCUUCCCUCUUCAGAGCUGUAUGAACCAUUCGUGUUGCCCUAACGCAAAAGCCUUCAAAAGAGAAGAGGACAGAGAUGGACAAGCAGUUAUUAUUGCGUUAAGACAAAUCAGCAAGAACGAAGAGGUGACAAUUUCAUAUAUAGACGAGGAGCUUCCGUACAUAGAGAGACAAGCAUUACUUGCAGACUACGGUUUCAGCUGCAAAUGCCCUAAAUGUCUGCAAGAUGCAUCAGUUGUCUAA